This is a messenger RNA of Blastocystis hominis, 957 nucleotides long. RefSeq lists its product as hypothetical. Gene Ontology annotation, biological process: nuclear-transcribed mRNA catabolic process, nonsense-mediated decay. Bases 1 to 957 code for a protein of 318 amino acids. Lineage: Eukaryota; Bigyra; Opalinata; Blastocystidae. The transcript is spliced from 5 exons. Gene Ontology annotation, cellular component: cytoplasm; exon-exon junction complex. The record is from RefSeq and is a predicted model, not a curated record.
AUGAAGGAAGAUAAUUUGAAUUCCUUUCGAGAUGCGUUUUCAAGUACACGACGCAAGCCCGAUCUUUCAAAAGCAUCCAAGUUCACAAACAAGGUCAAGGUGUUUACCGCGGACCAAUGCGACUCUCUUGUAACUCAGCUGGAUUCCCUUAGCUUGUCGAAGUAUGAUAAUGAAAUUGUAAAAGCCUUUUUCCAGAACUUGGCGGAGAACAAAAAGAUGAAGAAUUCAGACGCAAUUUGGUUCGCAAAGUUCGCUGCCGAGCUGAUUCGUCGCUACCCCUCAACUGUCCCCAUGUUCGAGGAGGAGUUCAACACUGUUUUCGCACAGUACAAAGCGCAGCCCAAGCAGCCAGUGAAUCGCAUGUUGUUUUACGUGUACUGCGAAUUGUGUCUAUUCGGGUGCAUCGGCAAGGAGAACGUCAUCGGCAAGGUCCUCCGGCUCUUUUCCGAAACCUCUCAAAACCCGUCAGUAACGCAGCUAAUGAUCUUAUUUGCGGUGCAGUACGGUUUUGAGUUCAUCGGCGUCUAUCCGACCUAUCUCAUCUCCGAAUUGGUGAUUCAAGAAGUCCUUCAGAACUACGCGCCGCUCAUCCAGCCAUCGCUCCAAGGCCGUUUUCUGAGUCUCUUCGCGGACUACCACUCCGCUCUCGUCAAGAAGGGCAACGAGGUCUGGGAACUUCAGUCCCAAUACCAUCGCGACGCACUGCAUCAAACAGCUCUGCGCGGCAUGGUCUCCGAGGAGCUCGAAGCCAAAGAAAAGGACGCUACGCAGCAAAUGAAGGAAUUGAAAAAUCAGUCCGAUUUCUGGAAUUCCAUAAUUCGCAGAAUCAGCGUUCUCUCCAAAGCCUUGAAUCUCGAAGAGCCGCAGUACAUCGAGAAGGACGUCCAGACGCGCAGCGGCUUCGAGGUAGUCCCGCGGGGAUUCUGCGAUUUAGUCGCUGACGGUUUUGGUCCCUGA